Messenger RNA from Metschnikowia bicuspidata var. bicuspidata NRRL YB-4993, 957 nucleotides. RefSeq lists its product as uncharacterized. Bases 1 to 957 code for a protein of 318 amino acids. Lineage: Eukaryota; Fungi; Ascomycota; Pichiomycetes; Serinales; Metschnikowiaceae. The transcript has a single exon. The record is from RefSeq and is a predicted model, not a curated record.
AUGUAUGCGUCGGGAUUCAAACUAAUACUGGGCCUAGUGCGCAAGUACCUCGCUGAGAAAUUGGAUGCGGAGCCUUCACAGAGUGCGCAGUCUUUGUCCUCAGACACCCAUGCCCAAUGGUCCGUGGGAGGCGAUUUUAACAAGGCAACCAUCACCGCCACCCGGCUCACCGACGAAAACACAAUUUUGAAUUUCAUCAGCGGCGACGACGUGCGCGCGGUCCAGGUGCCUUUGCAUGUGAUAGGUGUGACUCUGCUCGAUGAUGUGGACGACAUCUCACCCGAUUUGGUAGCUGCUUUUACUGCUCAUGUCGACGGCAAACUCCAUCAGGCAGGUGGGUUCUGGAAGCUGCCCCCUAGAAAACCCGAGGAGGUUGGGCAGAACCCAAAAAACCAAGACACAGAAGCGCCGCGGCUCCCCGCGCCCCUGGCGCCCGGGGCGCCACUUCCCGGGGCUCGGCAAUCCGCCUCAAGGACGUUUUCCAGGCCGCCGGACAUGCCAGACUUCGAAGACGAGUAUGAGUCGAAAAGCCGCGCUGGGAUGACCCCGCAAACGGGGGGUUUUGGCAUUGGCGACCGCGAUCUCAAUCCACCGGGCUUGCUGCGUGACCCGCCCAUGAAACCUUAUCUUGAUCCGUACGGCGGAGAAGUUGCAGGCGGCGGCAUGUAUCCCACAGGAGACCACCCGAUGUUUGGGCUGAGCCGGGGCAACACCUCAAGAUUAGGCGUGCCUCCGGGGGCACGUUUCGAUGACCCAUAUGGCGAGGAUAACUUGGAGGAUAUGGGCAUGGGUCUCCCUGGAAAUAUGAGGCAUCCUCCCUUUGGCGGACCUCCUGGGCCUCCAUUUGGGGGACCUCCUGGGCCUCCCGGGCCUCCAUUCGACAGACCUCCGUUUGGGGGGCCUGGCGGGCCUCGCGGGCCUCCGUUUGGGGGGCCUGGCGGGGGCGGGAUGUUCUGA